AUGUCCUGGAAGAGCGGCGAGCCCUUCGGCAGGCCACGGCAGCACAUGAUCAUGUCGGUGGUGAACGUCUUUACGUCCAUGCAGCAGCCGCUCCUGAAGGAGGACUACACGCACCUCUUCAAGGGCACAGACCAUGAGGCGGAGCUGACCAAAGCCUGGAAGAACUUCCAAGGCUACCUCCAGGAGGCGGGGAACGCGUGCCGGAAGCGUGAGAACGAAGCCUCAAAUGGUUUCAGUGUUUCUCCUUGUAGUCUUAUUAUACGCCAGGAGAAAAAAAGGGAACCCCAAAAAAGGGAACCCAAUCAAAACCUGGGUAGAUGA
This is a messenger RNA of Effrenium voratum, 321 nucleotides long. The record is from the annotation of a GenBank genome assembly. Lineage: Eukaryota; Dinophyceae; Suessiales; Symbiodiniaceae.